Molecule: messenger RNA, 612 nt
Organism: Haemonchus placei
Lineage: Eukaryota; Metazoa; Nematoda; Chromadorea; Rhabditida; Trichostrongylidae
Source: the annotation of a GenBank genome assembly
AUGAUCUCUUACAUCGAGAUGUUGAGUUUUAUUGUAAUCGUCUGCACGCGGCCCAAUGACACUGAUAUGCGUGAUGCGAUUCGUCAGACAUGGGCCAAUCCGCAUUUCUCGAAAGCUGUUCACAUAUUUGCUGCAUAUCGUUGGAUUGUUGCCAACUACCCAGGAAAGUUCGUGCUUAAAGUCGAUUCUGAUGUCGUGCUUCACCUUGAUAAGGUAAUUCCCCUUCUUAAGCAACCUCACGAGAGAUAUAUGCUGUGCCAUAUUCACAAAAAGGUCCAACCCAUUCGAGACGUUGAUAGCUUAUGCCCAUCGCGUUCUACAGUUCAAAAGUUUUCAAGGUACAUUCCUGAAUCAUCAUAUCAUGAGCGAUACCUACCCGAUUACUGUAAUGGUCCGACCUAUCUUAUAAGUCCAGCAGCCUUAGCAGCUCUCAUAGAGGUCGCCUGGAGGCAUAAGAUCUUUGAAGUCGAAGACGCUUUCUUCACAGGUGUACUGGCUAGAUCAGCAAAUGUUCAGCUAGUGAAGGAGCCAGGAUUUUGGAAUCGACCGGUGAGUAGAAGGAUUACUGGUCUAUACUUCAGCUCUAGUUUGUCUUCGACACGCCGAAACUAG